This is a messenger RNA of Nipponia nippon (crested ibis), 2280 nucleotides long. The record is from RefSeq and is a predicted model, not a curated record. Lineage: Eukaryota; Metazoa; Chordata; Aves; Pelecaniformes; Threskiornithidae.
AUGGCCCUUUGCUCUCGAUAUGCCCAGUUUAUGCGCCCCUUCGAGCUGGUUCGUAACAAGCCCAGUGAGGCUCAUGUCGGCUACAAGAAAUUCCAGCUACUGUUUGCAGAGCAAGCCGCUAAUGAAAACCAGUGGUGCCUUCAAGGCUUUUCCUGCCCCUCUCUCUCCCUGCAGAACCACGUCCUGACCCUGAUGUCCAUGGCUGCUCGCAUCUACAAGCACCCCAGCCUGAAGAACUCCAUCAACCUGGUGGUGGUGAAGGUGCUGGUGGUGGACGAGGCGACGGCAGGGCCGGAGGUGUCCGACAACGGCGGGCUCACCCUGCGCAACUUCUGCAGCUGGCAGCAAAGGUUCAACCCCCCGAGCGACCGGCACCCGGAGCACUAUGACACUGCCAUCCUGCUGACCAGACAGGACUUCUGCGGACACCAAAGCUGCGACACGCUGGGAGUGGCGGAUAUCGGCACCAUGUGCGACCGCAACAAAAGCUGCUCGGUGAUCGAGGACGAGGGCCUGCAGGCAGCCUACACCCUGGCUCACGAACUGGGCCACGUGCUCAGCAUGCCCCACGAUGACUCCAAGACCUGCGAGCGGCUCUUCGGGCCCCUCGGCAAGCACCAUAUGAUGGCUCCUCUUUUCAUCCACUUGAACAAGACCCAGCCGUGGUCCCCUUGCAGCGCCAUGUACCUCACCGAGUUCCUGGACGGAGGGCAUGGCGACUGCUUGCUCGAUGCCCCGGCCGCCCCCCUCUCCCUGCCCGCCGAGCUGCCCGGCCGAGGAGCCCUGUACAGCCUGGACCAGCAAUGCCAGCAGAUCUUUGGCAAGGACUUCCAGCACUGCCCCAACACCACGGAGGAGGAUAUCUGCGCCCAGCUCUGGUGCAGGACCGGCAGCGGGGAGCCCCUUUGCCACACCAAGAAUGGCAGCUUGCCGUGGGCCGACGGCACCCCCUGCAAAGCCGGCGGGCUGUGCUGGGACGGACGCUGCGUGCCGCAGGACGCCCUGAUGCCCCAGCCGGCGGUGGACGGUGGCUGGGGCCCGUGGAGCCCCUGGGGCUCCUGCUCCCGGACCUGCGGCGGCGGCGUGCAGUUCUCCUACCGCCACUGCGACAGCCCCAAGCCCCAGCACGGCGGCAAUUACUGCGAGGGCCAGCGUGCCAAGUACCAGUCCUGCCACACCAACGAGUGCCCGCCGGACGGGAAAAGCUUUCGGGAGCAGCAGUGUGAGAAGUACAACAGCUACAACUUUACAGAUCUAGAAGGGAAUCUCCUGGAGUGGGUUCCCAAAUAUGCGGGAGUGUCACCCCGAGACCGAUGCAAGCUUUUUUGCCGAGCCAGAGGGAGGAGCGAAUUUAAAGUCUUUGAGGCCAAAGUGAUCGAUGGGACGCUGUGCGGACCGGAGACCCUCUCCAUCUGCGUCCAUGGCCAGUGCAUCAAGGCUGGCUGCGAUCACGUAGUCGGGUCGUCCAAGAAGCUGGACAAGUGCGGGGUGUGCGGCGGCAACGGCUCAACUUGCAGGAAAAUAUCCGGCUCGCUCAACCGAUCCAAAUACGGCUACAACGACAUCGUCACCAUCCCUGCCGGAGCAACCAACAUCGACAUCAAACAGCGCAGCCACCGCGGGGUCCGUCACGAUGGGAAUUACCUGGCCCUGAGGACCCUCGAGGGCAAGUACCUGCUGAAUGGAGACUUUGCCAUCUCGGCCAUGGAGCAGGACAUCCUCAUUAAGGGGACCAUCCUGAAAUACAGCGGCUCCAUGACGACCCUGGAGAGGCUGCAGAGCUUCCGACAGCUCCCAGAGCCCCUGACUGUCCAGCUGCUGACCAUUGCCAGCGAGGUCUUCCCACCAAAAGUCAAGUACACCUUCUUCAUCCCCAAGGACGUCCCUUUCAGCAAGCAGAAGGGCAAAGAGAAGAAGUCAGCCAACGUUAUCCGACCAAUGCUGACCUCCCAGUGGGUCCUGGGCGACUGGUCCGAGUGCUCCAAGACAUGCGGCUCCGGCUGGCAGAGGCGGACGGUGGAUUGCCGGGACAUGGAGGGUCAAACCUCCUCCACCUGCGACAGAGCCCUCAAGCCCGAGGACAUCAAGCCCUGCGGAGACGUCCCCUGCCCGCUCUGGCGCCUGGGUCCCUGGUCUCCCUGCUCCCAAACUUGUGGCGAGGGUGUGCGGACACGCAACGCCUCUUGCAUCGAUUACACCGGUAAAAUCACCGCUCCGGAGAAAUGCAGCUCGCCGGGGCUACCGCCAGCCACCGCCGCCUGCAUGCUGCGGCAGUGCUGA